Messenger RNA from Pseudovirgaria hyperparasitica, 1934 nucleotides. RefSeq lists its product as uncharacterized. The transcript has a single exon. Lineage: Eukaryota; Fungi; Ascomycota; Dothideomycetes; Acrospermales; Acrospermaceae. The coding region runs from base 233 to 1756 and encodes 507 amino acids. Gene Ontology annotation, biological process: protein localization to plasma membrane. The record is from RefSeq and is a predicted model, not a curated record. Gene Ontology annotation, cellular component: plasma membrane.
UUUUCACCAUGAGUGUCAUAUAAAAUAAUUAUAGGGAUCUCGUUGUCGCGAUCUCCUGGCAAGAGCAUCCACUGAUCCUCCAAAGAACCGCCAGUGUGGACUUUUAUAUACUUUGACCUCGUCAGGAUAUCUAUUGCCUUCCGAAUAACACUAACUUUUCGUUUAUUCUGUGCUUUUUAUUUCUAUCAUAUUUCGACUAUCAAGGUUACACGACGUACUACCCACGCCCAAAAUGUGGUUUCAUGUAGCAGAACCCAACUCCUACCUCGUCAUUACUGGCGCUGGUAUCUCCAAAGUCAAGUUGGAGAAAAAAGCUUUGGUGUUGCCUUUCCAGAAGGUCUCCAAGAUCUCUAUCACACCAUUUGACUUCUCGAUGUCACUCCACGCCAUGACUGUCGAAAAACUGCGGUUCUCGCUACCGGCAGUUUUCACCAUCGGUCCGGAUGACAGUGUAGAGUCUUUGACUAAAUACGCGGUGCUUCUGACUGGACAAUCCGAUGGUCGCCCUACUCCUGCGGCGUCAAAAGGCGCUGUUACUCCAGGCAGUAAUCACGUCCAGGACAUCGUAAAGGGCAUCAUCGAGGGAGAGACUCGAAGUAUAGUCUCAACUAUGACCAUGGAAGAGUUGUUCCGUGAGCGCAAAGUCUUCAAGCAAAAGGUUAUCGAGAGUGUGCAGGUCGAACUUUCUCAAUUCGGACUUCGUAUCUACAACGCAAACGUCAAGGAGCUUCAAGAUACCCCUGGGUCCGAGUACUUUGCCUACCUUUCCCGCAAAGCCCACGAAGGUGCCCUCAAUCAAGCCAAGAUCGAUGUCGCUCACGCUCGUAUGAUGGGUGAGGUUGGUGAAGCAGAGAAGCAAGGCAAGACCAAGCAAGAGGUUGCCAAAAUUCAUGCCGCUACCGCCGUUCUCGAGACCGAGCGCAAAGCCGAAAAAGCCAGUGCAGAUGCCAAACUUACUGAUAAGGAGAUUACGAUCGAAAAGGAACUCAGUCUUGCACGCAUAAAUGCCAAGCGUGCCGCUGAACAACGCGAUAUUGACCUGCAGAAAGACGUCGAGAAGAAGCGUGCCGACAUGGAACUGGAGCGUCUCCGCGCGACUACCGUCACUAAAGCCAAAAUUGCCCGUGAGUCCGAACAACAAAAGGCCGACGCGGACCUUUACACCAAAGAACGCCAGGCCGACGCCGUUCAAUAUCAGCAAGAAGUCGACGCUAAGGCGACACUUUUCCGCGAAACAAAGAACGCCGAGGCCAACUUUAUCGUUACGCAAAAGGAUGCCGACGCAGCUUUCUAUGCCAAAAAACAGCAGGCCGAAGCCGACUUUUACACUCGCGAACGUGCCGCCGAGGCCAACUUUAUUUCGGCGAAGAAGGAAGCCGACGGGCUGCGCGAGAUGGCGAGUGCGUACACGGAGCUCGCUACAGCAUUCGGUGGACCUCAAGGUGUACUGCAGUACAUGAUGUUGCAAAAUGGCACGUACGAGAAGCUAGCGCACGAAAAUGCGAAUGCAAUCCGUGGGAUGCAGCCGAAGAUCAAUGUGUGGAACACGGGUGCUCAGGGAGGUGAGGGCGCAGAUGCGAUGGCACCGAUCCGGAAUCUGUUUCAAACACUGCCGCCAUUAUUGAGCACAAUCAAUGACCAGACGGGCAUCACGCCGCCAAGUUGGUUGGCAGGGAUGCCGGCACAGGGACAACAGCUGCAGCAUGGAGACGAGCAGAUGGUGAAGAAGACGAAGAUUGCUAAUGGUGCACGUUGAGAGACAUGAUGCGACCAUCAAUCCGAUAUGAAGCAUAUGCAUUGGUCUGAGAUAUCAUUCUUUUUCACUCUCCUUACGUUGGCCGUAUACCCAGUCAUAUCUCAUUUAUCUCUUUUCGUAUGCAGUAUAUUACUUUACGUGCUAGAUUGGUUAUUUUCAAGCAUCAAUACGAAACACA